This is a messenger RNA of Talpa occidentalis (Iberian mole), 1974 nucleotides long. It is a transcript of the gene DCAF13, whose product is annotated as DDB1 and CUL4 associated factor 13. The transcript has 11 exons. Gene Ontology annotation, cellular component: small-subunit processome; nucleolus. Gene Ontology annotation, molecular function: protein binding. The record is from RefSeq and is a predicted model, not a curated record. Bases 88 to 1425 code for a protein of 445 amino acids. Lineage: Eukaryota; Metazoa; Chordata; Mammalia; Eulipotyphla; Talpidae. Gene Ontology annotation, biological process: maturation of SSU-rRNA from tricistronic rRNA transcript (SSU-rRNA, 5.8S rRNA, LSU-rRNA).
AAAGCGGAAGUAGCAUGUGCUGGAGGAGGCGGUGGUAGCCGCGCUUCGCUGGAGAGUCUCCUCGGGACCGGGGAGCUCGCAGCCAAGAUGAAGGUGAAGAUGCUGAGCCGGAACCCGGACAACUAUGUCCGCGAAACCAAGUUAGACUUACAGAGAGUUCCAAGAAACUAUGAUCCCACCUUACAUCCUUUUGAAGUCCCACGAGAAUAUGUAAGAGCUUUAAAUGCUACCAAACUGGAACGGGUAUUCGCAAAACCAUUUCUUGCGUCCCUGGAUGGUCACCGAGAUGGAGUUAAUUGUUUGGCAAAACAUCCGAAGAGCCUGGCUACUGUCCUUUCUGGGGCAUGUGAUGGAGAGGUCAAAAUUUGGAACUUGACUAAACGAAAAUGUAUCCGUACAAUACAAGCCCAUGAAGGUUUUGUUCGAGGAAUAUGUACUCGCUUUUGUGGGACUUCUUUUUUCACUGUUGGUGAUGACAAAACUGUGAAGCAGUGGAAAAUGGAGGGACCAGGCUAUGGAGAAGAGGAAGAACCAUUGCAUACAAUAUUAGGAAAGACCGUGUAUACAGGAAUUGAUCAUCACUGGAAAGAAGCUGUUUUUGCCACAUGUGGUCAACAAGUAGACAUUUGGGAUGAACAAAGAACCAAUCCUAUAUGUUCAAUGACUUGGGGAUUUGACAGUAUAAGUAGUGUCAAGUUUAACCCUGUUGAGACAUUUCUCUUGGGCAGUUGUGCUUCUGACAGGAAUAUAGUAUUAUAUGAUAUGAGGCAAGCUACUCCUCUGAAAAAGGUCAUCUUAGAUAUGAGAACAAAUACAAUUUGUUGGAAUCCUAUGGAAGCUUUCAUUUUUACUGCAGCAAAUGAAGAUUACAAUUUAUAUACUUUUGAUAUGCGUGCACUGGACACUCCUGUAAUGGUACAUAUGGAUCAUGUAUCUGCCGUGCUUGAUGUGGAUUACUCUCCCACUGGAAAGGAGUUUGUGUCUGCUAGUUUUGAUAAAUCUAUUAGAAUCUUUCCUGUGGACAAAGGUCGAAGCAGGGAAGUCUAUCACACAAAGAGAAUGCAACAUGUUAUCUGUGUAAAAUGGACAUCCGACAGCAAGUACAUCAUGUGUGGAUCUGAUGAAAUGAACAUCCGCCUGUGGAAAGCUAAUGCUUCUGAGAAAUUGGGUGUGCUUACAUCACGAGAAAAAGCAGCCAAGGAUUAUAACCAGAAAUUGAAGGAGAAAUUCCAAUACCAUCCUCAUAUAAAGCGUAUUGCUCGUCACCGACAUCUACCAAAAUCUAUCUAUACCCAGAUUCAGGAACAGCGUAUCAUGAAAGCAGCUCAACGACGAAAGGAAGUGAAUCGUCGCAAACAUAGCAAGCCUGGAUCUGUGCCAAUUGUGUCAGAGAAGAAGAAACAUGUAGUGGCAGUUGUGAAAUAAUAUUUGGUACUCCUACAAAUCCUGCUGUGUAAUUAUGUGUUCCUCUUUGAUAAGCAAACUGUAUGAAAAAGUACUAGCUCUGGUAUAACAACACACAUUUUAGUUAUCUGUGUAGAGCUUUAUCACUGUUCAUUUUUGCUACCUGGGUGAUAAAGAGUGUCUAACAUUUUGGCCUUGAUCUGCUUUCUUUCUUUAUUGAAAGAUAAGGUAUUUGCAAACGCUCUUAUUUUUGCUGUUCGAAAUUGUAGACAUACUUUCACGUGAUCUAUUAUUAUAGAUACUGUACAUUGAAUAUACAUUAAAGAUCAAGCAUCUUUUUUGUUAUCUUUAAUACAACUUCAGAUAAGCACUGUGAUGAUUCCAUAUGAUAUUCUUCCAUAUAGAGAAUUAUGUCAGAACUUCUGAUUGAUUUUCUGUGCUUUAUUUAUUAUAUUUGACUUUUUAAGAUUAUAAAGAUCAUCAACCUGCAUUUAUAUAAUCUUUAUAAAUAAUGUAAUUUAUAGUCAAGAUAAUAAAACAUCCUUUUUCUCUGCAUUGUAUCUUUGAUCA